ACUCGACUAAUGACACAGCGUAAGAAAGUUGUAGAGCUUCCUACUACUACCGAUAUACGUCGAUUUUCAAUUUUCUUAGAUAAGAAAAUUGAUGAUAAUAUCAAACUAUUAGAGCAAGGAUUUUCAAUUCGAGCCUGGCGUGAUCUCUCUGAAGCUGCGCUGAUUCAAUUGCAAUUACUUAAUCGUAAGAGAGCUGGAGAAUUGGAACGGUUCGAGUUGGAUGACUACAAGAAGAUGCAAUUUAUUAAAGAAGGAGAUGAAGGGUAUAAAUCUUUAUCAAAAAAAGAUAAAGAAAAGGCGAAAGAAUAUGGCCAUAUUGUAAUUCAGGGAAAGUUGUACAAAGGUGUACCUCUGUUAUUGAGUACUAAAGUUCGGGAUGGAAUUAAUGUCGUUAUUAAGCAUCGAAAAGAUGCCCGUGUAUCUUCUAGAAAUCCAUUCGUGUUUGGAAUAGCUGGUUAUUACAAAGACGCCCACUUGGGUGCCUGUAAUGUCAUGAGAAAGUUAUCGGAGCAAUGUGGCGCAGAUAAUCCUGAGUUGCUUCGUGGUACAUUUUUGCGCAAACAAAUUGCAACCAAAUGCUCUGAGAUGCAACUGGACUCGACAACAACUUCAAAAGUAGCUGACUAUCUUGGACAUGACGUGACUAUUCACAAGAAAGUCUACCAGCAACGUACGAGAGCUGAUAUUUUGGAUAUGUCCACUAUUUUACUUAAAGCUCAAGAUCCAAAUGAAUCGCGUAAUAACUCUAAGGGCUCAAUCGAAAUGGAUUCAACUAUUACCGAAUCAGAUAUUUCUGCAAAUCCAGGUACAUAUAAUUUCAAUGAAUCAUCAGACAUAAAUCGAGAGAUUGGUGAAAAUAAUGUGAUCGAUCCGAUUGUUGAUACUUCUCUUGAGGAAGGGCCGAAAAAUCAUAAAACUCAUGAUAAGACUAAGUCUAGUAAUCAUUCGACUGACCGUAAAAAAAUAAGUCGAGUCCGUUGGAGUAAGGACGAAGAGAAAGCAUUUACAAAGUAUUUUGCUGAAUAUUUGAGAACAGAAACGUAUCCAUCUGCGAUUGUCAUCAGGGACUUUAAGAAAAAAUAUAAUAUUCUACCUAAUCGUGACAUACCUGCUCUAAAAACAAAAUUAAGCAAUUUUUUUAAGCUAACACCCAGUGCCAAAAUAAAGAUGUUACAAAGUGGUAAGAAUUCUAGUUUUCUUAAGCAAAAAAAAAAUCUUGCGUCUAAUAUGAAAAGAAAAGAAAUGAAACUGAAAGACAAGGCUCAAAAAUUAAAAGAUAGUACUGAUAAUAGUAAGGUGAAGCACCACAUCAAAUAUAUAUUUGAUUCUUACAUUGAAAAAAGUCACUUACCUUCAAAAAAAACCUGUGACGAAGCAAAAAAAAAUGAUAAAAUAUUGGAAGUCGUCAGCAUCGAUUAUAUUCGAAAUGUUAUUCGCAAGCAAAUUGAUAAAAAAAAGCAGUAA
Molecule: messenger RNA, 1464 nt
Organism: Cotesia congregata
Lineage: Eukaryota; Metazoa; Arthropoda; Insecta; Hymenoptera; Braconidae
Source: the annotation of a GenBank genome assembly